CAUCUGUUGUUAUUUCUGCCAAGCUACGCCGGUUUCCAUCUCCGGACUGUUUUACCUCAGCAUCUAGUGACAAGUUCACUUUAGGAGGAGACGGCGGGGUCUGUGUUUCUGCUCGUGCGACUCCAUCAGGUGUUGCGUCAGGGGGACAAAAAAAGCGCAUGUUUGGAAUACAUCUUGGAAUGUUAACACAUCGACUGGUGUCAACAGAACAAUCAAUUGACCAUCGAUGGAGACCACAAUAACAAUGCCUUUUCACGAGACGUUUUUGUUGCAUCGUUAGAAGCUAUUUGUUCACAAGUUUGGGCCCACUGCCGUGUUUACCACCAUGGAUCGAUAGGCUCUCAUCUCCUAGGAUGGAAUCUACUCUGUCACUCUCCAAGGUCCAACAGCACCUGAACACAAACAGCUACAACGACAGCAACAGCUGCAACGGCUGGGGCGGCCACCCGGAUGAUCCCAACGCCCCGACAGUCAAUCACACGUUCCCGAUUCGUGACCAACUGCACAGCGCCUUGCUGGGUGUCUCUCUAGGUUUCCUCUCCCUCCUCACCAUUUUAAUGAACCUGCUCGUUCUUUACGCCGUGAAAAGAGAGAAGAGCUUGCACACGGUGGGGAACCUCUACGUGAUAAGCCUCGCGGUGGCCGAUUUGAUCGUCGGUACAACUGUGAUGCCGCUCAAUCUGGUGUAUCUGCUUUGGGACGAAUGGAAGUUGGGCAGAGCCGUCUGCCAGUUUUGGUUGAUUAUGGAUUAUGUGGCAAGCACGGCAUCAAUUUUUAGCUUGUUUAUCCUCUGUCUGGAUCGGUACCGCUCUGUGAGGCAGCCCCUGAAGUAUUUGAAGUAUCGAACAAGAGGGAGAGCAAGUGCAAUGAUAACGGGAGCCUGGCUGCUGUCCAUGUUGUGGAUUUUUCCUAUUUUAGGAUGGAGGUCCUUCACCCAUGUCGAACUUAAACCCGAGGAGGAGAACAAGUGUGACACAGAUUUCCGCUUUGUCACAUGGUUUAAAGUUCUUACCGCUGUGUUGAAUUUUUACCUGCCCUCUAUUUUGAUGCUUUGGUUUUACACACACAUCUACUUGGCGGUAAGGCAACAUCUGCGAGACAGAGAGAGGAUCAUUCAUCCAGCAGAUUCAUUUGGAGAAAAGGACAACGAGCAAAAAGUUUUGUCAUCAAACGACUCCAAAUCUGUCGAAAAGGAAUGUGAGGCUCCAGUGAAACGUUUAAAAAGGGAGCUUGACCAGAAACUUAUAGAGCAGACAUAUUCUCUGGAAGAAUUUGAUAAAAGCAAAAGUUCCCUCUCUAGAUCACACCGAAAAAUUGGCGCACAACGUCCUAAGUCGACCCUGCUUGCCAUGACAAUAAAGGAAGACAGAGUGUCUUCAAAACUAGCGAGGGACUCGUUACGUUCUGAAGAGAAGAGUCCAGAUGCUACGCUUUCACUCGCUUCAGCUUGCUUGCCACCAGAAAAUGCCGGUUCAGAAAAGCACCAGGAAUCAUCUUUAAAUGAAUGUCACGUGACGAUGCCAAACUUGGUCAGCGAUAUCAGCCAGGUGCAGAAGUACACGUCUGUACUCUGCAACAACAACAACCCCGGUGGUUCCGUACCUUGGUCCAAAGCGUCCAAUGACGCCGAGCUGGACCCGGAGAACGAGGUGACCCUGCGGCAGACGUGGCAAAGGUUCAUUAAUCACUCCCGUGAGAGACUUCACAGCCUGAGGAUCCACAAGGAACACAAAGCAGCCAGGCAACUUGGCUUCAUCAUCGCAGCUUUCCUACUGUGUUGGAUACCGUACUUCAUAGCCUUCAUGGUCAUGGCCUUCUGUAGAGAAUGCGUGCACCAUGACCUGCACAUGUUCACCAUAUGGCUCGGUUACAUGAACUCUACCCUUAACCCUUUUAUAUACCCAUUGUGCAAUAGGAAUUUUAAAAGAGUCUUCAAAAAUAUUCUGCAUAUACAUUUGUAAGUGUUCCAGUGAUUCCAAAACCAAUUUCUACAACCCCGCUCUGAAUAAGAAAACACUGAAGUUGCCAUUUUCUUUUGUGGCGUCGCUGCUGACCACUCUCGUUUUAAUAGCUAAUGACAAAAACUUUAAAGUGCUUACAUGGCUCAGCGCCACACGAUCCACCCGCCAGCAUGUGCAUGCGUUGAGGUGCCAAAGUGAUGCCCUGCCUGUUUCAAAUACAAGUUCACUAUUCACUUGUGACAAUGUAGUCUCGAGUUCAACAGUAGAGUGUCGUUUACAUGGGCUUGCUUGUCACAUUUGAGGUGACAUGGCGUCAUUUCAAUGCAGGCUUCCAUGUCAAGGCAAUGUGUCUUCAUAUGUACAUAUUUUAUGUCAUUUCAGGUGUGUUUUGUAAUUUCAUCUGAUUGAGACUCACUUUUAUGCCAAUGGUAAUAAAGUGAACUAAAACUUUAA
Messenger RNA from Syngnathus acus (greater pipefish), 2414 nucleotides. RefSeq names its product histamine receptor H1 (gene hrh1). The record is from RefSeq and is a predicted model, not a curated record. The transcript is spliced from 2 exons. Gene Ontology annotation, biological process: regulation of vascular permeability; adenylate cyclase-activating adrenergic receptor signaling pathway; positive regulation of vasoconstriction. Gene Ontology annotation, cellular component: membrane. Gene Ontology annotation, molecular function: histamine receptor activity. NCBI's taxonomy places the organism in Eukaryota, Metazoa, Chordata, Actinopteri, Syngnathiformes, Syngnathidae. The coding region runs from base 354 to 1961 and encodes 535 amino acids.